This is a messenger RNA of Anthonomus grandis grandis, 999 nucleotides long. Its product is annotated as pre-mRNA-splicing factor Syf2. Bases 153 to 872 code for a protein of 239 amino acids. NCBI's taxonomy places the organism in Eukaryota, Metazoa, Arthropoda, Insecta, Coleoptera, Curculionidae. The transcript has 2 exons. The record is from RefSeq and is a predicted model, not a curated record. Gene Ontology annotation, cellular component: post-mRNA release spliceosomal complex; catalytic step 2 spliceosome; Prp19 complex.
GUCGCGUCCCAUUUGUUAGAUUACUAGAACUAACUUGGUGAAAGUUGGAUAGAAAAAACAAUUAAUAAACAAAAUCUUAAAUAAUUAUUAAGAUAGUACUUAACAACAAAGUAAAUUUUAUAUAACAUACAACUAUUUCGACAAAACUUACCAUGAGUUCAGAACAACCAUCCCAAAGUACAACCCAGGCUUCUUCAGCAACAAAAAAAUCAUUUGCCGAGCAGCAAGCGGAACGUAUGAAACGGCUCAGAGAACUCCACAGGCUCAGAAACGAGGCCCGCACCCAUAACCAUCAAGAGGUGGUCGCAGAAGAUGCCAGGAAUAAAAUGCCCGCAAACUGGGAGGCUCGUAAGAGAAGGGCAGAAUGGAUAUUGAAUGAUCAGAAAGAGAGAGAGGAUGCGGCCCAAAAUGGGGAGGAUUACGACAGAACGAAACUUUUAAAUGUGACAGCCCUGGAGGCCGAGAGGUUGGAAAAGAAGAAGAAAAAGAAAAAUCCUGAUCAGGGAUUUUCUGAUUUUGAAGCGGCCACUUUCAGGCAGUAUAAUAGAUUGGUUAAAAAUAUGCCGGCCAAAGAUAUGGAAAGAUAUGAAGAACAAAAAGAGAAAUAUGGAGAAGCAUUCUAUGCCGGUCCCAAUACUAUUGUGCAUGGGUUACAUGAAGACCGACCACAAGCUAUUGACAAUUUAGUCAAGAGUGUUGAAGAUCAAAUUGCUAAAAGAAACAAAUAUUCCAGGAGAAGAAUGCAUAAUGAUGAUGCAGAUAUUGAUUACAUUAAUGAAAGAAAUGCCAAAUUUAAUAAGAAAUUGGACAGAUUUUAUGGGGAGCAUACCGUGGAGAUUAAACAAAAUUUGGAGAGAGGAACUGCUGUGUAAAGUUUUCUAAUUUUGUCUUGGGACAUAUUAUUAUAGAGAAGACCUUAAUUUUAGUUAAUUAAUUUAAUAAGUUAUAGUGUAUAAAUAUAUUGAUUAUCUUGUAUUAAAAAGAGUUUUUUACUUACAA